This is a messenger RNA of Rhagoletis pomonella (apple maggot), 1436 nucleotides long. Its product is annotated as zinc finger Ran-binding domain-containing protein 2. NCBI's taxonomy places the organism in Eukaryota, Metazoa, Arthropoda, Insecta, Diptera, Tephritidae. Gene Ontology annotation, molecular function: RNA binding; lipopolysaccharide binding. The record is from RefSeq and is a predicted model, not a curated record.
CAAUGUCAAAGAACGUAAAUUUGGAGAAACACGCGAAAGUUUAAGAACCAAAAAAAUCGAUUGCAGAAUUUUCAUGCAUUUUUAACACUGAAUUUGCCUACAAUUGUUACAAAUAAAUGGUUCAUUGAAAUAAAUUUGGGUGCAAACAUUGUUAUAUGCUUAUAAGUUUAAUGAAAAAUACGCUGUAACAUUCAGCGCACGGCAAAACUUUUUGGCCCAUCAACGAGACGGGUGUAGAGACGGCAAAAAAUAAAAUAAAAUUAGAAAUGUCAUCGAGUGCUGAUACCGGAACAGGAGCUGGCGUUGGUGACGCUCUCGGUGAUAGCGAUUUAGAGCAACGCAGCCCUGAUCGGUCAUCUGGCGGUGGAGGUGGUGGUGCGUCGAAGAAAAAAUUGGGAACCGAAAUUGGGAAAGCAGCUGCUGAAAAAUCGCGUGGCCUCUUCUCCGCUGAGGAUUGGCAGUGCAGCAAAUGCGCCAAUGUAAAUUGGGCUCGUCGGCAGACUUGUAAUAUGUGUAAUGCACCGAAAUUUUGCGACGUUGAAGAGCGGACCGGUUACGGCGGUGGUUACAAUGACCGAGGCGUGGUCGAGUACAAGGAUCGUUCUGAUUCAGACAGCGAUUAUGACGAAUAUGGUCGUCUUAAGAAGCGCAAAAUGAAGGACAACGAAAAAUCCAAUGAAGAUGACAAGGAAUAUGAUGACACGGAUGAAGACGCACUCGAAGAGGAGGAAGAUGAAGAAGAUGAUGGUGGGGACCUUUCUAAAUACGAUUUGUGGGGCGACGAUGAAAUUACUCCUGUUACUCUUGUUACACCCGGUGGUGUUGACCAAAAACCGAAAGCAAGCUCAAAAUCAAUUGAGAAAAAGGAGACUCGAUCUCGCAGUCGUAGUCGCUCAAGGUCCCGUUCCCGUUCACAGUUGCAUUCACGUAGUCGCUCUCGAUCCCAUUCACGAUCUUCCACUUCGUCCAGCUCAAGUUCUUCUUCAUCGUACACUUCAAGUUCACGCUCCAGCUCUGGAGGCUCUCGUUCAGGCAGUCGAUCACGCAAAUCGGGUCAACGGACCACUUCCAAAGAUCGAAAGAAUUCACGGUCAAAUAGCCUUAAAUCUGCACCAUCCACACGAAAACGUUCACGAGCACGCUCCAAAACACACUCGCAAACAUCGCGAACUUCAUCACAUAGGUCCGGAAAAGCUGAACGAAAAAUUUCUAAGUCACGUUCACGAACAAGAUCAUCCUCCCGUUCGUCAUCGAAAUCAGCGAAGCGUAAGCGUCGUGCCUCCCAAUCCCCAGCUCGCCCCAGACAAGGACGUGCUCGCAAUCGUACACGAUCUCGUAGCACAUCACGCCAUCGCCACUGAGCUCUUGAUAUAAUACAUUUGGCUUCUUUAACAUACAAAAAAUAUGUGUAUGAAUGCAGCAGCAUUCCAGAACUA